UCAUCCCCCCCAACCGCAUCCGAUACCAAUCAGUGGCACAUUUAUCACCCUCCCUAGCAAAAUCCAAUCCAACUUUCAAGAUGCAACACCAAAUCAUCAUCCUGCUGCUGGUCAGUCUUGCCGCGUUCAGUCAGUCGGCAAACCCACAAGUCCCUCAAGUGAAACUUCCAGACAGUUUCACUUGCAAAGCCGCUAUCAAGGGGAAGGAGACCUCUCACACAUUCCAAGCGAAAGAAUGCACGAAGGCGAUCGAUCUUCUCGCAAAGGGUAAAGCUCCCUCUGCAGCGUGUGGCCAGUGUCUUCUUGGUCUCGUGGGCGAAGAUGGCAAUGCCUUCACACCUACCCAUGCACUGGACUCCAACGCUAUCCUGACCAGCGUUAAAAACAUCGCCGACGGCUGCAACAACUCUGCCCAAUCGAAGCCUCACAACCAGAAGCGGGACAACAAGCCAUCGGGCAAUGACAGCAAAUCAUCAGGCAGCGCACCGCCGAAAAUCCAGGUCGUCUUGGGACUACCGAAGGAAAAAGCGCAAUGCUAGGCUUUUCAAAUCUUGUACCAUUGUCCAAGUUGUUACACCAUCAUUCCUUUUGUUUCUCUUUGUUUCGCAUUCUCCUCAGUCUUUUGUUUGAUUGCGGAUCCAGCUUUCUUUGUUGUCCACCUUUUCUCAUCCGGUUAAACCAACUCGCCUCAACUGCAUGUCGGAGCGUGAUCCACUUCAGAGCGCAGCCAAACAAAGCAACUUUUUGUCUUCAUCGGUCAGAUCAACAAUGGUGUGUUCAUCACCACUUGAAGGCUUUCAAUAGUCACACUUCAAGCUCGAACUUGUCCUUUUCACGGCAAAUCAUGAGAGAUUAA
This is a messenger RNA of Puccinia graminis f. sp. tritici CRL 75-36-700-3, 856 nucleotides long. RefSeq lists its product as uncharacterized. NCBI's taxonomy places the organism in Eukaryota, Fungi, Basidiomycota, Pucciniomycetes, Pucciniales, Pucciniaceae. The record is from RefSeq and is a predicted model, not a curated record. The transcript has 4 exons. The coding region runs from base 81 to 539 and encodes 152 amino acids.